Euleptes europaea (tarantolino) is the source of this 1060-nucleotide messenger RNA. RefSeq names its product CD81 molecule (gene CD81). Bases 8 to 715 code for a protein of 235 amino acids. The transcript has 8 exons. The record is from RefSeq and is a predicted model, not a curated record. Lineage: Eukaryota; Metazoa; Chordata; Lepidosauria; Squamata; Sphaerodactylidae. Gene Ontology annotation, cellular component: membrane.
CGCCGCGAUGGGCGUGGAAGGCUGCACCAAAUGCAUCAAAUACCUGCUGUUUGUCUUUAAUUUUGUCUUCUGGCUGGCGGGAGGAAUCAUUCUAGGUGUGGCAUUGUGGCUUCGCCAUGACUCGCAGACCACAACUCUCUUGGGAGUAACACUAGAAGACCGGGAACCUCCCAAUACUUUCUAUGUUGGAAUCUACAUCCUGAUUGCUGUUGGAGCAGUGAUGAUGUUUGUGGGUUUCCUGGGAUGCUAUGGUGCCAUCCAGGAGUCACAGUGCCUUCUUGGAACAUUCUUCACAUGCCUCGUUAUCUUGUUUGCUUGCGAAGUGGCUGCUGGAAUCUGGGGAUUUGUUCACAAAGAUCAGGUUGCCAAAGAUAUCAAACAUUUCUAUAAUGAGGCUUUGACCCAAGCACAAGGGGCAGGAGACAAAGCGCAGAAGGCGAAAACUGUUGUGAAAACCUUCCACGAUACGUUAGAUUGCUGUGGCUCACAUGCCUUGUCAGCUGCAGCUGAUUACCUGACUGGUGAAAACCUGUGCCCGGAGAACAGCCUCACAAAGAUGAUUUCUGUGAAAGACUGUCACUCUAAAAUUGAUGAGCUGUUCUCUGGAAAGCUGUACCUAAUUGGUAUUGCUGCCAUCGUGGUGGCCGUGAUCAUGAUCUUUGAAAUGAUCCUGAGCAUGGUAUUGUGCUGUGGCAUCAGAAGCUCUGUCUAUUGAGAAGUGGAAGGGCAGGGGCAAAGCAACGGUGCCGAAGGGACCCCAAAGUGCCACUGUUUGAGCAGGAGAUGCUUCCAAUGAAAGACAAAGAAAAUUAUGUAUAUAAAUAUUUCAGAUAUUACCAUACAGUACUUAUCAUUCUUACUUGGAAGUCUUUUCUUAAAUGUGUGUGUGUGGGGGGGAGUUUUCUGUGUGUUUGUGGUGGAGUUAGUUUCACAUCAGUUUGUGUUGUUGGAAAGCUGCCACACCAGUAGUUCCAGACCUUCUAUCAAAGAUGGCCGUUCUCUUCCCCCUUCCUUUUGCCAGUGUUCCCAUACUGCCAGCAAGGAACUAGAGGGUGCCAUU